GAGACAAAUCAAUGCCCUGUCAUUUGUGUUGAAGAAAACAAGUGCUGUUGUUUAAUGUGCGUGUCGAUUUAUGUAUUUAUUAAAUUAAAAGAAAAUAAAUUAUUAAAAUAACUUAAAAGUUAAGUUAAAAGUGAAUGUGAUAUAAAGAUUUAGUGUGAACUAAAAGUGCACGAAAUUAUUGCAAGUAAAGCACUUUUAUCGUGUUUUUAUGCCGAAAGCCAGGGAAUCGGUCGCAGACAUAUCGGGCAAAAGUUAGAAUAAAUAAAAAAGAAAAUAAACGUAACAAAAAUUACUAUAAUUAAAAUAGCAAGUGUAUAUGCUUCACAACUAAACAGUGGAAUCCAAAAAUAAACUCUUCAAGUCAAUAUCGGUGUCGAAAAGCAGCAGCGCGGAACGUGUGUUUGUGUGUAUAGCAACCAAAUAAGUGCCACCAAAUAGCAGCACAUUAUCUAAGGAAUCUACAGCAGCGAACAUGGCGAGCGAAAUGGAUGACCUAAUAGAGAAACUAAAGUCGACUUCGGUGAGUCCAACAAACACCACCGAUAGUGACAGCAAUGCCAACACCAACAGCUUACUCAGCCAAAUAUCCGCUACAAAAGAUCCAAAAUUGUUUGACAAACAUGAGUUGGCUGAUCUUUUCAUGGCUUUGGCACAAUCAGAGGAAUUGAAUAUCCGUAAGGAGGCUGCCAAAUGCAUUGCCGAAAUCACAAAAUCCGAAGUGCAACGCAAAAAAUUCACAAAACGCGAUAUUAUUGAAGUGUUUUUGAAUUGUCUGCGUGAUUUACCGGCCGGUGAGAAUAUGGAACUGCCCAUACAAAUUUGUCGAGCGCUCGGUAAUAUUUGUUACUUGAACGAUGAGGCGCGUGACAUCAUUCUGGAUUUGCACGGUGAUGAAGUACUGCUGCGACUACUCGACAUAACGGAAAUUGGUGACACUGAGAAUGCGUUGCAAUUCAUUAAAGUACGUGGUGGUCUACUUUCUAAUUAUUUACUCGGUGGCGAGGGCUUAGCUAAACGCGCUAUGGAUUUACAAAUAAUGCAGAAAUUACAACAGAUCAUAACCGUCGGUGUGGCUAAUGUUGAGGAACAUGAAGAUUUGUUGUUGAAUACUUUGCCUUUGCUGAGCAUACUCACCGAGAAUGUGGCCGAUUUAAAUUUCGAUGCGAAUCUUAAUAUUCAGUUAUCGCAUAUUUUGGCUGCCUCCACAAAUCCCGAUCUAGCGGAAAUGUGCCUUGAACUUUUGCAUUAUCAGGCGGAGAAUGAUGAUGUGAAAUUGCUAUUGGCAAAAGAUGGACUCUGCGAGACGAUCUACAAUCUGCUUGAGAAAUAUAAGACUUUGGCGAGUACUAGCGAGGCGCGUGCACUAAUGAAGUUGGCAUGCGAAUUGAUUGUGUUGAUACUCACAGGAGAUGAAUCAAUGCAUUAUCUUUACUCCACACCGCUUCUGAAGAGUAUGGAGGAUUGGCUCGACUCACAGGAUAUCGAUCUUCUCACCACCGGAGUGCUUGCUUUGGGCAAUUUCGCACGUACCGACAGCCACUGCAUUUACAUGGUAGAAAAUAAAGUAAUGAACAAAUUGCUCGAUGUGUUGGCCAAGAAUAAUGGCGUCAAAGAUGACGUGCGUCUGCAGCAUGCACUUCUGAGUGCACUACGAAAUCUUGUCAUACCAAAACCAAACAAAAACGCUGUCAUACAAGCUGGACUUGUUGAAACUAUACUGCCGAUGUUGGAGAUACAUCAACCACCAGUAGUUUUCAAGCUGUUGGGUACAUUGCGCAUGACAGUAGACGGUCAAGAAAAACUCGCCUUGGAACUGCUGCGCAAUAAGACGCUUAUUGAGCAACUAGUGCACUGGAGCAAAUCUUCGGAUUAUGCUGGUGUCACAGGCGAAUCGCUACGGCUAAUGGCUUGGCUUAUCAAACAUGCCUACUUGGGUAGAAUUGCCUACGCGCUGCCACGCAAGGGUGACGCACCUGUUGAACAAUUCGCUGACAAACUGCCACCGGAGGACUACGAUCGCAGCAGCUUAAAGGCGUUUAUUGCCAAUGAGGGCACCGUUGAGGCUAUGAUCAACAUGUUGACAUCACAACAUUUAGUCAUGCAGAAUGAAGCGCUAAUUGCCUUAUGUAUACUGUGUGUGGUCUAUUUGACGAAUAGCAGUGCUGCUAAAGAGGAUGGUGUUGACUUGGAAGAGAGCUACAUCAAAUACGAAGUUGGCAAAAAAUUAGCUGAGCUAAUACGCAAAUCAUCAGAUACAAUGACUAAGGAGAUUGUGGAAAAUCUGCAAAAUUUCAAUAAUCUGCUGCGCACAUCUGGCAAGUUAGUGACGCAUCUAGAGGAAAACAAUAUCAAUGAAUUGCUGAAGUCCAUACCGAUACUAACCGAGUACUGCACACUCUAAAAGGAUGCACACUGCAUGCAGGCGAAUACAGUCGGGGGAGGUGGGAUUGUCAGUUAGGGAACUGGCGAAACAUAUUUUGAUAGAAGGCUUAAAAUACGGAUGCGGGGCGAUGGCGAGAUAAAUUUUUACUUAGGGAAAAGUGUUGGCAAAUGCACAUUGUUGAAAUUGUUGAAAAAGGGGGGAAAUUAAUAUACAUAUAAUACAUUUGAUUAUUUCCAUUUACUUUAAAACACACAAAUAUACAUAAUAAAAUUUAAAGAUACUUCGGCACUAAGCAGAAAGUAACCACGUGAGGAAGGUUGUGAGUGCGGAAAGCGAAGAAGGUUACGAAGGCAGCGAUCGAUUACGCAUUUUAACAUUUUACGCAUAUUUUUUAGUGUUGUGACCAUUUACUUGCAUGCAUAUAUACUCACAAAACUAUUUAUAUUCAUAAAAAUAAUUAGUGCAAUUUAAUAACAGAUUUCAAUAACAUACACUAGUUUUGACAAACGGCGUAUUGCAGGAGUUACAUAAAUAAUGGCUUUCCUUUGACAAUCAAGAAAGGCUGGAAUUUGUACACGAUGGUUGAUAGGUGGGAAGGCGUUGCAGUCGUCUUUUAUUAAAAAUUAUAGAAAUUUUCUAAACGAUGUUUUUUAUGCGGUUAAUAAAAACGUUUUUCUAAUAGCGGUCGCCCCUCGGCAGGCAAUGGCAAACCUCCGAGUGUAUUUCUGCCAUGAAAAAGCCCCUCAUAAAAAUAUCUGCCGUUCGGAGUCGGCUUGAAACUGUAGGUCCCUCCAUUUGUGGAACAACAUCAACACGCACACCACAAAUAGGAGGAGAAGCUCGGCCAAGCACCUAACAGAAGUGUACGCGCCAAUUAUUUUUUGUUUUUUUAUAGUGGUAAUUAAAAAACGCAAGGAAAGUUCUCAUCUAUCUAGUUUUUGAAUAAUUUGAAAGUCCUCUUGAAAAACGAAAUUUCUGCUUAAAACGAAACAAUUUACAAGCGAAUGCCGGGAUCUCAUAGGUCAAAUGCAGAGUUAGAACCUGGAAAUACAUGGGUACUUCAAAACUCAAAAUAUACUGUAUCCCGUAAUUAGAUGAUUUCUUCAAAAAGCCUAACACAAAUUUUAAUAUUUUCCUCAUCGAAGCCCAAACACUGCUAUACCCUUUUUUAUACAAUGGGAGGAAACCAAUUGUUGUUGUAGCAGUAUAAAUAUUCCCCAUACAUACAUACGGGGAAUGCUGCUGGAGUGACAGUCCUUGGCCGGAUAUAAAUCCGGGUCGUUUCGGUAACGUCGAACUGACUGUCGUGGAAACGGGUAGGAAACCAGUCGUUGAACAUGGUUCUAUAUCAGUUGUUAUUCUUGCUGUAACUGCAUAAAACAACCCACAGAAAAUUUUAGAAGAAUGCUGCUUGAAGAGCCGCCCUUGGCAAGGUAUAAAUUCGGGUCGUUUCGGCCACCCCAAUGUUGCUCCAAAUUUUUCUUAAAGUGACCAAACCAAACUAAAUUAGAAUAACAAUCCCUUUUCGGCAAAACUAAUUUCUAUGUUGAUCGGGUGCAAGUAUUCCCAUUAUGAAAUUAAAUACCCGAACACAUGCAUAAUACUGAAUAGAAAGCCGGUAUUUACAGACAGAUUUUUCAAGAGACAUUCACGGAGAAUCCCUCACCACCUUUAUGAACUCUCGCUCACCGUUUGCCCAACGGAGUCCAACAAUCACACAUCGCAAUCGACGUGCUGCCGCUACGUCGUUACACCCUAGUUGUUCUGGUUUGUUGCAUAGUUGCAGGUUGAACUCCUACUUAUCCAGAAUUGGCCCCGACAUACUCUACAUUCAUAGGUCCAACAUGUUAAGCUAGCAAACGUGAUACCCACUCCCUCUUCACAUGCACCCACUCAAUUAAUACUGGUUUCCCUCUGGUCUCAGCCUGUCGAAACAGCCGGUAUCUGCCCGGAGGUGGCAUGCAUUAUACAUUUAAUAGCUUUCAUUUCCAGGAGAAAAAAUCUACUAUGAUACUAUUUAAAACAAAGUCUCACAAAUACUAUGAUACUAUUCUGGUUUUAUUGGCGACAUAUCUAACUUAAUUGAGUUAUGAUAAAGGAGAAGUCAAUUUUCCGGUAACUUAAUUCGCUUCAUUUACCAAAAAUAAUGUACAAAUUUCACCUAUUCUGGUUGUCGAAGCUGAACUGUUCUUUAUUAUUGUCAAAAUUUGCACAAAAACCCUUUCACUUUUUUUACUAAUGCAUAGAAACCAUUUAUUACAGUUUAUUACGUCUACACUCAGGUGGCUCAGAAAUAAAGUCACCUGCACUCCCACAAAUUACUUUAAACAAUAAACAAUAUAUUGUGAGUUUUAUUUAAUAUAUACAAGUAUACACUUACAUAAGGAUAUUUAAAAGUUUAAUGUCGCACAUUAGUUUGUAAGUAGGAAGUAUGGAUCUAAUAAUGUUGAGAAGUCGUAGUGUAGUUGCACAUGCACUAGAACAACGAUUUGCAGUCAGACUUGUAGUUUUUAGUAAUAAUAUUUACAAUAUACAUAUAUAUACAUACAUACACAUAAAAUAUUUAACAGUUGAAAAGUAAUUUAGCAAGGAAAAGGUAUCAUGCAAUUCCAGACCUCAAUCAGCAAUACACUUUUUUCACAGUAGACAGUUUUAUUACUACAGAGUUCAUAGGCGGGCCUCUAAAUACAUUUUCUUAAGCAAAAUUUUAAAAGUAUAAAUGGUUGGUAAAUAUUUAAACCGCAAAUUGUUGCGUAAACAUUUAAGGACACUGAAAAUUUAAAAUGUUUUUCGCCUACUAAAUAAUUCCAAUAAUUCAUACAAAAAAUGUAUACAUACUAAAUAAAUUUCUUAAUAUUUAUAAGAUAAACUUCUAAUUUAAAAUUUUACAACCUAUUGAUUGAAGCUAUUUCAAGUUAGUCUUUUGAAUAGUUGCAUUUUUCUUAAAGAACCCUACUUAAAAUAUUGUAUUAAAAAUAUCCAAAUUUUCAUUCAAUGUAAUAAGUUAUAAUUUUUGUUUGUUUGUUUGCUAAAAUCUAUUUUUAUUUGGGUAAUUUUAAAACGCACACAUACAUAUAUAUUUAGUAAUUUCAAAAGUAUUAAUUAUUUAUUGUAAUAUAAAUGUUUAUAAAAGCACGAAAUGUAAGGCACAUAAAUUGCGAUAAACUACAUAACCUCACUUUAAACGCUUUCAUAAAAUGGAAACUUUUUGAAAUAAUUAAAAGGGCUAAAAUCGAUAAAACAAUCGUUACUAAAGAAAUAUUAAAGCGUGCACCGUUACAUACUUACAUUCAUAUAUACAAAAUCUUAAAAGUAAAAUAAAAUGGAAGUAGCAAAGUAGUAAAUAAAAAUAAAACAAGUAGCAGCUGUGAAACACUAAACUCCAAUUUGAAAACAAUCAGCACAGCAGCAAGCAGAGGUUGGUUAAAAAUUUUAAAAACCAAUUUUAAAAUUGCACCAUUUCUAUUAUUUAAUGCUUUGAUUAUAAAAAUAUGUAACUGGGAAUACAUACACACGCAUGCAUAUAUAAACGUGUAUGUAUAUUUCAUUAUGGUACAUUAAGAAAUAGUUAUAAAAGAAUGUAUUAAAGCCAGUUAAAAGCAUUUAUAUAUAGAAAUUAUGAAUAUAUAUACAAACAAUUAAAUUCUUUUUUGGAUAAAGAAAAAUAUUCCAGAACACGCAAAUAAUAUGCAAUUCAAAUAAAAUUUGAAAAUAUUAAAAAUUAUUAAUUUUAAGUGAAGAAGUAAAAUUGCAUUCAAGAAAUAAAUUUAGAUUAAGCAAUACAAUUUUGUUGAAACUGCUCUAACACCACAAUAAAUCACCAUGAAAUUCAAAAAUCUAUAAA
Molecule: messenger RNA, 6227 nt
Organism: Anastrepha ludens (Mexican fruit fly)
Lineage: Eukaryota; Metazoa; Arthropoda; Insecta; Diptera; Tephritidae
Gene: vimar
Product: GTPase-GDP dissociation stimulator vimar
Exons: 4
Coding region: 473-2401 (642 amino acids)
Biological process (GO): positive regulation of GTPase activity
Cellular component (GO): cytosol
Molecular function (GO): guanyl-nucleotide exchange factor activity; protein binding
Source: RefSeq, a predicted model, not a curated record